This is a messenger RNA of Neoarthrinium moseri, 387 nucleotides long. RefSeq lists its product as uncharacterized. The coding region runs from base 1 to 387 and encodes 128 amino acids. The transcript is spliced from 3 exons. Gene Ontology annotation, molecular function: enzyme regulator activity. Gene Ontology annotation, cellular component: mitochondrial inner membrane. NCBI's taxonomy places the organism in Eukaryota, Fungi, Ascomycota, Sordariomycetes, Amphisphaeriales, Apiosporaceae. The record is from RefSeq and is a predicted model, not a curated record. Gene Ontology annotation, biological process: mitochondrial electron transport, cytochrome c to oxygen.
AUGUUCCCCCAGCGCCAGAUGCUGCGCGCCGCCGCCCAGCUGCGCAACCCGGCCGUCCGCUCCGCCGUCCAGCGCCGCUUCGCCUCGACCGAGAACGCCUUCAUCAAGGAGCGCCAGGCCGUCAAGGAGCACGCCCAGGCCACCACUGAGCUCUGGCGCAAGAUCUCCAUCUACGGCGUCGCCCCCUUCCUCAUCCUGGCCGGCGUCAACGCCUACAACCUCUGGAACGAGCACUGGGAGCACUGGUCGCACAUGCCCCCGUUGGAGGAGCGCGUCGAGUACCCCUACCAGAACAUCCGCACCAAGAACUUCCCCUGGGGCAACGGCGACCAGACCCUGUUCUGGAACGAGUCGGUCAACUACCACAACAAGGACAAGACCACCUAA